This is a messenger RNA of Caenorhabditis angaria, 789 nucleotides long. NCBI's taxonomy places the organism in Eukaryota, Metazoa, Nematoda, Chromadorea, Rhabditida, Rhabditidae. The record is from the annotation of a GenBank genome assembly.
AUGAUUCUUCUCUUCGUUUUUCUAAUUUCUCUUGUUUUUGUCAACUCAGAGAUUGGAGCAGCUGAUCCAAAAUUUGCGAAAAAUCUGAAAAAUCAAGUCAUAAAUGGCAACUUCAGUAUGUUUUCUGAUCCGAUUUGGAUUGCUGAUUGUUCCGGAAGAUUCAAUGCAGGACCAACACCAUUGAAAUAUUACAAAAAUAUAACUAAUCUUUUUUUUGUUGAAGACGGGUUCUCCUAUACAGAAAAUCAAAAAACUGUUAUUCGAAUUGGAAAUAACCCAAUGUACUAUUUCAAAGCCAAGUUACAAAAAAACGGAGCAUAUUUGGUUGACCAAAUAAUGAAACACUGUUCAGCUUACGAUACUGCACAAGAUAUUACUAACAUCUAUAAACAUCUAGGAACUACUAAGAAUUUUGCUGAACUUCUCAUUGUUCCUUUUAUAAUCGGAGUACGUGAUUUAAAAAAUAAUAAUAUUGAUAUUACCACUUAUUCUCUCAAAAGGUUGGCUGAUUAUAAUAAAGUCAACAACUUCGAUGUUCGACAUGGAUAUUAUGAUCAUAUUGAAUCAGCUGAUUUUGUUAAAUCAGGAUUAUUGAAUCACACAAUUAAUUUCAAACUAAUGUACUUCUCAAACAUCGGAAAGCCAACAAUAGUUGAAUUCACUGCUGUUAGAAAUGAAAAAUCUCAAAAAUAUAUGAUAGAAAAAGAAUACAUAAAUCCGAAAGAACUCAAUUUGGGAGAUAUUGUGAAAUCCAUUGUAAAUCCAGUUCUUCGAAUCUUUGAGAAGUAA